AUGUGGAAGAUAAUAUUUUUUCUAGUGGCGGGCUACCUCCCCAUCCACUACUUAAACUAUGCUGUCCUGAACGGAGAUGCUCCGUUCCUAGCAUCCUUUGGAAUUGUGAUGUGCAUAGCCCUUUCUUCCUUCGGCACCUCAAAAGGAUACCAGGCAAUAGGAAGAUACAUGAUAGGAUCCUCGAUAAAGGCCCCGCGCGUGGGAACCAGAGCUCUUCUGGGAAUUGUCAUUUGCGAGGCGAACUUCUUUUUCUGCUUGGUCAUGUCCAACCUGCUUCUGACGAAAAUGGACAACGUCAAGUCUUAUGGCGGCCAAUGCAUCCUCUUUUCUGCGGGAUUCAUAGCAGGUGUCUGUUCCUACUGCUCAUCUCUUGCAAGUGGAAUCAUAUGUGCUGCGAUUACAAUGAUGGAUGCCAAAGAUCCGACACUCUUCUACAAGCUGGUCUUUCUAGAGGUGAUUCCAGCAGGAAUAGGCAUUCUUGGGUUGGUUCUUGGGCUUGUUCUAUCUGAUAAGGCGGUAUAG
This is a messenger RNA of Encephalitozoon cuniculi GB-M1, 522 nucleotides long. RefSeq lists its product as uncharacterized. Gene Ontology annotation, cellular component: proton-transporting two-sector ATPase complex, proton-transporting domain. Gene Ontology annotation, molecular function: proton transmembrane transporter activity. Gene Ontology annotation, biological process: proton transmembrane transport. The transcript has a single exon. The record is from RefSeq and is marked provisional. The coding region runs from base 1 to 522 and encodes 173 amino acids. Lineage: Eukaryota; Fungi; Microsporidia; Unikaryonidae.